CGUUUUUUUAACUUGUAAAUUUUAGCGUAACGCCACGCUUUCGGGACACAAUGCAUGAGCCAUAAGAAAGUGACCCGUAAUUUUUUGUCCUUGGCCUCACCGUGCGCACACACACAAGGCGUAUUAGUAUAUUGAUACACCUCAAUGCUUUCUUUUUUUUAAAUUGAAAGAUUACAUAGAAGCGCCUAACUGUUUGCCGCAUGAAGAUAUUAAAUCAUCUUUGACAGCAUUCGAAAUAAAGUUAUGCCAGAGUUUGAAACGUGUGGAGUUGAGAGGAAAACGUGGACGAAAGGUCCCUAUGAUAUUGACAAAAUCGAAUGAAAAGGCAAUUGCACUGCUUAACAAAACAAGAGGUGAAGUGGGUAUUUCUGAAGAAAAUCCUUAUGUAUUUAGUGUACCGACCACCGACUUGGAAGAACGGGAACUGGAAAUGCUGGCUUCUUACAUGGGGCAUGACAUUAAAGUUCAUCGAGAGUAUUAUAGAUUGCCAGAAGAUACCUUGCAGUUGGCGAAAUGCGGAAAAUCAGUUAAUUUCCUUGGUCCAUAAGGACUUAUGGACCAAGGAAAAUUAACUGAUUUUGCUGGCAAGAGUUUAAAAGACGUUGAGAUCGAUUUGGGUAAGUUUUCGAUCCUUUAUCUCUUCCAGGAUUGUAGGGUAACAAUGUAUGAUAGCCAACUACAUAGACCGACCUGUAUUAAUAAUAUAUAACAGAUGUUGAC
Hydractinia symbiolongicarpus is the source of this 720-nucleotide messenger RNA. RefSeq lists its product as uncharacterized. The transcript has a single exon. Bases 299 to 547 code for a protein of 82 amino acids. NCBI's taxonomy places the organism in Eukaryota, Metazoa, Cnidaria, Hydrozoa, Anthoathecata, Hydractiniidae. The record is from RefSeq and is a predicted model, not a curated record.